This is a messenger RNA of Cladophialophora immunda, 2432 nucleotides long. RefSeq lists its product as hypothetical. NCBI's taxonomy places the organism in Eukaryota, Fungi, Ascomycota, Eurotiomycetes, Chaetothyriales, Herpotrichiellaceae. The record is from RefSeq and is a predicted model, not a curated record. Gene Ontology annotation, molecular function: DNA binding. The coding region runs from base 395 to 1951 and encodes 518 amino acids. Gene Ontology annotation, cellular component: nucleolus. The transcript is spliced from 2 exons. Gene Ontology annotation, biological process: negative regulation of transcription by RNA polymerase II; rRNA processing.
CGCCCUCACGCCCUCACGCAUACCGAUCCUGCCCCUCUGACCCCAGGGCAAAACCUCCCUCCUGACAUUAUUUGACGCCCUUACACUCUUUUUGUCGCCGUUCCCGCUCGAGAGCUGGCUCUUGUGCGACCCUCGAACCUGUUGCUGCCCAACCGACCCGCUCCUUUCCACCGUCUUUUUUUUUGUUCGUUGCCUCGCGGCCCUGAACUUUCGGGAGGGACUGCCUCACCACUCACGCAACAACACGCAAGAAUGGUUUCUUUUCAAUGCGAGGUCAGCACUAUGCGCCGCGGAUCAUCGCCCUCAACACUUCUAACAAUCCCAUGUACAGGCCUGCGGCGACGUCCUGACCAAGAAGAAGCUCGAUCCACACCGCAACCAAUGUCGGGGCGCGAUGUUUACCUGUAUCGACUGCAUGACGACUUUUCAUGGCACAAGCUAUAGAGCACAUACGUCAUGCAUUACAGAAGAUCAGAAGUACCAGGGCGCUUUAUAUCGCGAGAAGCCCUCCAAGGCCGCGAAGAGGAAAUCUGUCUCCAUCAUCGAGCCAGAGAACGAAAAGGCUCUAGUUCCUCGUCGAGCAUACGUUGAAGACGACCCGGAUACAGAUGCCCCUCCCCACGUUCCUACUCCUCCCCCCGCCGUGCCGGAUUCAAACCGUGACAGUGUUUUCGAUUAUAUGGUUGACGAAGGUAGCCGAACAGGCACACCCCAGAUAAGUUUUACAAAGGAGAAGGAAGAAAUGUCUAUGAAGCAGACUGCUCCGUCAAUCUUCUCCAACAGUCGGCCGUCCAGCCAGAAUGGGUAUCACAACGCAGAUGAGGAGGAGCAGCAUAGCAAGGAGUACGAAGAAAACGGCUACACUUGGGGUGCAGCACCGGUCAAGCCUCGAGGAGCGUUAGACAUGAACAACAGUACCCUGUCGCUCGAAUUUAUGACCCCGGCAGCAAAGGAGGUGAAAUCCAAGUUAGACAAGAAAGAGAGACCACGCGCCCAUAGUCGGACGAACAGCGGCAGUGAAAAGAAACGGAAACGGCCCACGGAAGAUCAAGUCCACGAACUGGAAGGUGACACCUUGAUGGCUGACGCGGUGAAGGUGGACACGCCAGUGAUUGUGCACUCCGGGCUCACGGGUGGGCUGAGCCGAAUGAUGUCCCAGGAUGAAUCGUACCCGUUCCGUCGGUCUCCCGAUCCCAACGACAAACGCGUGGUGGUCCAGAAGGAGCGAACGGGUCGUCGAAGUUUGAAACCGGAAGACCCCACUUCUCCGUUAAAACGUACUCGACACACCAAGGAGGAUUCCAAUGGGCUUGGCAUCUCGAUCAAAGGUCGAGCAGUUAGAGCACUCUCGAUGGUGGGCGGUGCACUUCUUCCUGGUCAGGUCGAGAGCCAAAUGGCCAACACCAAAACGCGGAGGAGAGCCAGCUCGUCGGACCAUGGGAACAGCCUUUCUCGAAUCCGAGAUGGUGAGAAGCGAGAGAGAAAGAAGCACAAGGUCCAUCGACAUAAUGGUACUGCAUCCGCCAAUAUUCGCCAUGAGCACCGGUCGCGCCGCCGGUACAGCGACGAUUCGCCCUCACGAUCUCCGGGUGAAGGCACUGCGCGUAAACUCAAAGCCAUUGAGUACCACAAACACGACGACUCAGCCUCUGACACGGACUCAGACCCGAUGCAUCAGCAUAGCAAUGGUGCAGCCAAACGCAAGAGCACUAAUGGUGCAAUGGUCGUGUUCGGCGCAGAGGAAAAGACCAAGCGUGCUUGCCGCAGUUUCCUCGCCAAUGCACCCGGACUGGACUCGGACAAAGGAUAUUCCAUUCACAAGAUGCUCAAGCGAUGGCAUAAGCAUAACGACAUCCGAAGCAGCACGUCCAAGCUGGACGAGGAGCAAGACCUGUGGAGGUCGUUGAGGAUAAAACGAAAUGAGAAGGGCGAGUAUGUGGUGUUUUUCUGAGCGCGAUGCAGGCAACCUCUUUUCUUGAAUGUCUUGCUAUUUGACGGGAUUCAUGGAUAUUAAUGGGUUGUGGACUCGCACUUACACUCUCCUCCUGUGUCACCUCCGACGUCCCAUGCCGAAGACGGGAGAUGGGGAUUGAGAUCUAAUGACUGUACAAAAUGGCAUGACGGAGAAGCCGUGCUUGUCGUGGUUUUCUUUAGCGGCUGAUCGGAAAUGACAGCAUAGAAUGAGAACAGUGUACCUCGUAUCGAGACUGGAAUUUUGAUGGAACACAAGGAUUGUAGGGAGAAACCAGUAUAUGCAAAGGGAUGAUGCUUGUAUGAGUGGGAUACCGGAUGUUGAUCCACGGUCUGUGAGCACCACCAUCAUGUAAGGAGGAAGAGACCAUCGGAUGAUCUUCAUUGUUAAAGGCUCACCAGGUCUCGCGAGGUCAGUCAACACACCGACCUUGCGCUGUCAAUCAUAUGCGGUCUUCAGG